UAAAAGGCGCAAUUUGUGGUUCGCAGGCGUGGUACGCCUCCAUCACACUCCUAGUCAGUGGAGGGUUGUGGUAGUGUACGUAGUAGACAGACGAGAUAAAUCUCAAUUUAAAUGCCCCCUCUAUUUAUCAGCCCUCCCUGGGGUAUGGGAACUUAGUGUAUUGACGGUCCAGCCUAUUAAAUCUAGUGCUUCCACGGUCAUCUCGGAUCAGAAAACCUUGUUUUCACUUCACUUCUUACUUAAAUCCGGAAACUAAGAGGCGUAAGCAGGAAUCAAGAGUGGUGGCCCGUCAUCAUGGCAUCUCCAACGCACGAUCAGGAUGACGCUGCACAAUACCGGGAAAUAAACGACGGACAACCUUCACUGUCUCAAGCGCCGGCCGUGAUUCCAACGCUGAACCUUCCUCGAGAGGAAAACGAUGAUAACUCUGCCGGGGAUAAUGAUUCUGCGAUUGAUAUUGAAAGCUAUAGGAGUUCUACGUAUUCCAUUACAUCUAGUGUCGCUGAAAGACUUGAGGAAAAUGGGCGUACUUACCAUACUUAUAAGGAAGGCAAAUACAUGCUCCCGAAUGACGAAACGGAGUUGAACAGAUUAGAUCUUCAACACCGCAUGUGGGAGAUCACGCUUGAUGAUCAGCUCCACCUAGCACCGCUCGAGCCAUCUCCACAACGGGUACUGGAUAUCGCUACGGGUUCGGGUAUCUGGGCUAUCGAUUUCGCAAACAAAUACCCGUCCGCUGUGGUUACCGGUACUGAUCUGUCAGCCGUACAACCAGAAUACAUUCCUCAAAACUGCGAGUUUCAGAUCGACGAUGCUGACGAUGAAUGGCUGUUCUCGCGGCCGUUCGAUUAUAUACAUGGGCGCGCCUGCGCUACCUGCUUCAAGUCACAUAGAGAAGUUUUCCGGAAAGCCUACGACAAUCUCAGGCCGGGCGGGUACUUCGAGAUGCAAGACCUCGAUUUGCAAACCUCGGAGGAUGGCAGCAUCGAAGGCACGACGUUAACUGUUAUCCAGGAGAACGUGCACGCAGCCUUGGCGUCGGCCGGCAUGCGCUGGGAUAACGCGAGUAACUAUCGGCAGUGGAUGGAGGAAGUGGGUUUUGAGGAUGUCACGGAGAUCGUUUAUCGAUGGCCUUCCAACCCUUACUGGCCCUCAGACCCUAAGGAAAAAACGUUGGGAGCCUGGUUCUUGGCGCAGGUAGGAUGUGGAUUGCUCGAGAGCGUGUGUACGAGGAUCUUCAUGACAAAAUUGGGUUGGUCGAGGGAGCGGCUGAAUGAGUUUCUCACGAAAGCUGAGAAGGAUUUGAAGGAUCGCAAGAUCAAAGCGUAUUCCCCGGUGUAUGUUGUAUACGGCCGCAAGCCGAGGACACUAUCGGCUGAAUAAAGUGGGAGUACAAAGUAAACCGGCAGUGACCGACCUACACCUGGGUUAUCGUAAUUCACCUUGAGUACAUACAAAAAACUGCCUCUGACCAU
This is a messenger RNA of Truncatella angustata, 1475 nucleotides long. RefSeq names its product S-adenosyl-L-methionine-dependent methyltransferase. The record is from RefSeq and is a predicted model, not a curated record. Gene Ontology annotation, molecular function: methyltransferase activity. The coding region runs from base 295 to 1383 and encodes 362 amino acids. Lineage: Eukaryota; Fungi; Ascomycota; Sordariomycetes; Amphisphaeriales; Sporocadaceae. The transcript is spliced from 6 exons.